AUGGAUUGGGAGGAGACGGUUUACUUCGCGGAUAAGAAAAGUAGACAGACGUACGAACUCAAGCACCACACAGCACACUCAACGAAUAUCACAAUGUCAUUUGGCCAAGCAGCCCUCCACCACUCUAUUUCACUUCAAAUAAGUCCUUUGAAUUGGUCCUUUGACGAUGAUGGUGGUGAUUGUGUUGGCGGUGGUGGUGGUGGUGGUGGUCGUGCUCGAGACGGUGUCUGCUUCGUCGAUCCAGCAAUGCACUCCUUGGCUGCUGAACUCUCCAUUCGCUACGACGCCUCCGACUCAACUGUCCACCAGACCAUUCACGCAUCCCCUCAAUAA
Molecule: messenger RNA, 333 nt
Organism: Hydatigera taeniaeformis
Lineage: Eukaryota; Metazoa; Platyhelminthes; Cestoda; Cyclophyllidea; Taeniidae
Source: the annotation of a GenBank genome assembly